AUGGCCCCGAAAUUCAAAAAACCCGAUCCAAAGCCUCAACCAAAAACCACAACCCCAAACUGGCCUCCUCUCCGUCCCCUCCUCCCCGCCGCCGAUCUAACCCUGACCCCCCUCCUCACCGACCAAAUCUACCUAAUCCACAACUUCCUUCCAGGCACCCUCUGCAAAACCUACGCCUCAUUCCUCGCCUCACUACCACUAACCACAACACCGGGAACCCCAAAGAAAGACGAGGCAUUACGCGUCAACGACCGGUUCCAGAUCGACGACGCACGGUUUGCAGAGAUGCUAUGGAGCACGACGGCAUUGAAGGAGCUUGUCACGACGCGCUUUGAAGAAGAUGAGUACGGGUACGACCAGAAUGCCGAGGAAGAUGAUAAUGCGCUUGCUGAACGCGCACGUCAACUCUGGGGCGGGGAGCCGUUGGGGUUGAAUCCUAAUAUUCGCAUUUAUCGAUACUCUGCAGGACAGUUUUUCGGACAACAUUGUAAGGAUCUCUUCGUCUUCGCAUUAUACAAUCACUUCUAUACAACCAAGCAAGCCAAAAGGCCAAAAUCUAAUACAUCGCAAUCAAUCGCAGACGACGAUGCCAAUAACAUAACCUUCCCCGCACUGAACUCGCGCUCAAAAGCAACACCCGCACGCACAACCUGGACUCUACUGGUCUACCUGACAUCCUGCACAGGUGGUGAAACAAUAUUCUACCCGGAGCCCACGCGCGCGAAUCGCAAUCCGGAGCCGAUAGCGGUUGCGCCAGAGGCUGGGAUGGCGCUGUUGCACCGACAUGGAGAUAAUUGUAUGAUACAUGAGGGGGCUGAGGUUACCGGGGGAGAAAAGUGGGUUUUGAGGAGUGACUUGGUUGUUCCGAGGUGA
Messenger RNA from Penicillium verrucosum, 873 nucleotides. RefSeq lists its product as uncharacterized. Gene Ontology annotation, biological process: peptidyl-proline hydroxylation to 4-hydroxy-L-proline. The coding region runs from base 1 to 873 and encodes 290 amino acids. Gene Ontology annotation, molecular function: iron ion binding; procollagen-proline 4-dioxygenase activity; L-ascorbic acid binding. The record is from RefSeq and is a predicted model, not a curated record. Gene Ontology annotation, cellular component: endoplasmic reticulum. The transcript has a single exon. NCBI's taxonomy places the organism in Eukaryota, Fungi, Ascomycota, Eurotiomycetes, Eurotiales, Aspergillaceae.